AUGUCAUUCCAAAGACAUUUACAACAAGCCAAUAUUCCAUGGAAGAACAAUAACCUUAGCCUUCUGAACAAAGACCUUCCUAUUUCUGAGCAAGGAGAGACCAUCAUAGGAGCAUACCUGUUAACACUAGGCUGGUUGUCAUGGUUUGGGAACAGCAUAGUCAUUUUAGUACUUUAUAAACAAAGAGCUAGUCUACAGCCUACUGACUACCUCACCUUCAACCUGGCCAUAUCAGAUGCCAGCAUUUCUGUGUUUGGAUACUCCAGAGGGAUCCUUGAAAUCUUCAAUGUCUUUCAGGAUGAUGGAUUCCUUAUAACCUCCAUCUGGACCUGUCAGGUAGAUGGUUUUCUAACCCUGCUGUUCGGCUUGACCAGCAUCAACACUCUGACUGUCAUCAGUGUCACCAGAUACAUCAAGGGAUGCCACCCCAACAGAGCUCAUUGUAUCAGUAAUAGCAGCAUUGCUGUUUUGCUGGGAUUCAUCUGGUUAGCAUCUACCUUCUGGUCAGGGGCACCUCUUGUGGGCUGGGGAAGCUACACAGAUCAUGGGUAUGGAACCUGUGAGAUUGACUGGGCCAAAGCCACCUUCUCAACAAUCUACAAGUCCUACAUUGUGGCAAUCUUCAUCUGUUGCUUCUUCCUGCCAGUCUUCAUGAUGUUAUUCUCCUACGUGUCCAUUAUCAACACUGUCAAGACCAGCCAUGCCUUAGCAGCAGCAGGAACGGGAGACCUCACUGACAGGCAGAGGAGAAUGGAAAAGGAUGUCACCCGGGUGUCCAUUGUCAUCUGCACUGCCUUUAUCAUAGCCUGGUCGCCCUAUGCCGUGAUUUCCCUAUGGUCUGCCUGGGGUUUUCAUGUCCCAAACACAGCUAGCAUCUUCACCAGACUCUUCGCCAAGUCAGCCAGCUUUUACAACCCCAUCAUCUACUUCGGUAUGAGCUCCAAGUUCCGUAAGGACAUCAGCAUCCUGCUGCCCUGCACCAAGAAGAGCAAUGACACUGUCAAGCUCAAGCGUUUCAAGAACCUCAAGCAGAAGGCUGAGCUCCCCCCCGCACAUCAUAGAGAACAGCAGUACAUUCAGGAGAAGCCGGUCCAAAUGCCAGACUCAGGUGUGGGAAGCCCAUCCAACACUCCAGAGAACAAGGAAGUCUUCUUCAUCCCAAUGCCUUCAGCACCUGAGGCUCCUGAAUUUGAAUGUGACAGACUCUGA
Molecule: messenger RNA, 1209 nt
Organism: Polyodon spathula (Mississippi paddlefish)
Lineage: Eukaryota; Metazoa; Chordata; Actinopteri; Acipenseriformes; Polyodontidae
Product: opsin-5-like
Exons: 6
Coding region: 1-1209 (402 amino acids)
Biological process (GO): G protein-coupled receptor signaling pathway
Cellular component (GO): membrane
Molecular function (GO): G protein-coupled receptor activity
Source: RefSeq, a predicted model, not a curated record